Messenger RNA from Adelges cooleyi (spruce gall adelgid), 1014 nucleotides. RefSeq names its product 40S ribosomal protein S2 (gene RpS2). NCBI's taxonomy places the organism in Eukaryota, Metazoa, Arthropoda, Insecta, Hemiptera, Adelgidae. Gene Ontology annotation, cellular component: ribosome; cytosolic small ribosomal subunit. Gene Ontology annotation, biological process: translation. Bases 145 to 936 code for a protein of 263 amino acids. The transcript is spliced from 6 exons. Gene Ontology annotation, molecular function: structural constituent of ribosome; RNA binding. The record is from RefSeq and is a predicted model, not a curated record.
CGCUUGACAACAUAACCAAAAAUUGUUCUUUUCGAGUUGUUGGUUAUCUGGAAAUGGGAGCCACACUUUAAGUUCGCGUAAUCCGCAAAUUUUCUGGAAACUGUUCUUUAUUAUAGUUUUUAUUCGUUGACAAUCCGUUAAAGAAUGGCUGAAAGUCGAGGCAAUUUUCGUGGCGGUUUUGGACGGGGUGGCUCUCGUGGUAGAGGACGCGGUCGUGGUCGUGGCCGCGGCAGAGGUAAGGAAGCCGAAAAGGAAUGGGUGCCAGUAACAAAACUGGGCCGUUUAGUCAAAGAUGGUAAAAUAGCGUCUCUGGAAGAAAUCUAUUUAUUCUCUUUGCCCAUCAAAGAAUUUGAAAUUGUAGACUUCUUUAUUGGGCCAGCCCUCAACGAUGAAGUUUUGAAAAUCAUGCCCGUUCAGAAACAAACUCGUGCCGGUCAGCGUACCAGAUUCAAGGCUUUUGUUGCCAUUGGUGACACAAAUGGACACAUUGGAUUAGGUGUUAAAUGCUCCAAAGAAGUGGCCACAGCUAUUCGUGGCGCUAUCAUAUUAGCCAAGUUGUCUGUGGUUCCAGUCCGUCGAGGUUAUUGGGGGAACAAAAUUGGAAAGCCACAUACUGUGCCUUGCAAGGUUACUGGAAAGUGUGGCUCAGUUGCUGUACGACUGAUCCCAGCACCGAGAGGAACAGGUAUUGUCAGUGCUCCCGUACCCAAGAAAUUAUUAACAAUGGCUGGAAUCGAAGAUUGUUAUACAUCGGCUCGUGGUUCUACCGGAACUCUUGGAAAUUUUGCCAAAGCCACGUAUGCCGCUAUUGCUAAGACAUACGCUUAUUUAACACCAGAUUUGUGGAGGGACGUGCCACUGAAGAAGACCCCAUAUUCCGAAUUUGCGGACCAUUUAUCUAAAUGCCACAAAGUCGUCCAAAACGUCAGAGAAUAAUAAUUUUGUACACGUUAUUGACACGAUACUGACUAAUCCAUGUUUGUUUGGUGUCGAAUAAAACAUUUAAAAAACUAA